Messenger RNA from Bombyx mori (domestic silkworm), 1174 nucleotides. RefSeq names its product collagenase. The record is from RefSeq and is a predicted model, not a curated record. The coding region runs from base 211 to 1113 and encodes 300 amino acids. NCBI's taxonomy places the organism in Eukaryota, Metazoa, Arthropoda, Insecta, Lepidoptera, Bombycidae. Gene Ontology annotation, biological process: proteolysis. The transcript has 6 exons. Gene Ontology annotation, molecular function: serine-type endopeptidase activity.
UAGUAAAUUGACGAGACCUUGUUUGUGUGUCAACAAUUUACCAACGGGCGGGCCCGGCGUGUCGUGUGAAUUACGGCCCUUACCAAAUGUUUCAAGAUUUAUUCAUGAUCCAGUUAGUUGUUAAAGUAUGUUUAUUGGGACACUAAGUUUAUGUCUCUACUUUUGUUGAGAUAAGAUACUAUAUUUGCAACUAUAAAAGACACCGAAGUGAUGACUGACAACAUUCUACUCGAGGGAACCUGUAAACUGGUAGUAGCCAUGAAGGUCUUCGCAGCAGUACUGAUGGCGUUGGCGGCCGUGGUCGUGGCAGAAGAGGCCAUCGAACUUGACUACCACAACAAGAUCGGUAUCCCCCGGGCUGAGAGUCUUAGACGCGCCGAGGAAGCCGCUGACUUCGACGGUACCAGGAUUGUGGGUGGUUCUGCCGCCAACGCUGGUGCUCACCCCCAUCUUGCUGGACUUGUGAUCGCACUCACGAAUGGCAGAACUUCCAUCUGCGGAGCUUCCUUACUGACCAACACCCGCUCCGUGACCGCGGCUCACUGCUGGAGAACCAGGAACGCCCAGGCUCGUCAGUUCACCCUCGCUUUUGGUACAGCUAACAUCUUCUCCGGCGGCACCAGGGUCACCACCUCCAGUGUCCACCUGCACGGCAGCUACAACAUGAACAACCUCAACAACGACGUCGCCAUCAUCAACCACAACCAUGUUGGCUUCAACAACAACAUCCAGCGCAUCAACCUAGCCAGUGGAAACAACAACUUUGCUGGUACUUGGGCCUGGGCUGCCGGCUUCGGGAGGACCUCCGAUGCUGCUUCGGGAGCCAACAACCAACAAAAACGCCAAGUGAGCCUCCAGGUCAUCACCAACGCCGUCUGCGCCCGCACGUACGGAAACUCUGUGAUCAUUGGCUCCACCCUCUGUGUUUCCGGCGCUAACGGUCGCAGCACCUGCAGCGGAGACUCCGGCGGCCCUCUCUCCAUCGGCAGCGGCGGAGGCCGUCAGCUGAUCGGUAUCACGUCGUUCGGAUCAGACAGAGGCUGCCAGAGAGGCUACCCUGCCGGCUUCGCUAGAGUCACAUCUUUCAACUCCUGGAUCCGGGCUAGAAUUUAAAUGACGACUGACGAAUGCUGAAUGAUUCUUUAAUAAUAAAAUAAUUUCAUUUACAAAAAAA